Messenger RNA from Talaromyces amestolkiae, 1680 nucleotides. RefSeq lists its product as uncharacterized. The coding region runs from base 1 to 1680 and encodes 559 amino acids. Lineage: Eukaryota; Fungi; Ascomycota; Eurotiomycetes; Eurotiales; Trichocomaceae. Gene Ontology annotation, molecular function: NADP binding; N,N-dimethylaniline monooxygenase activity; flavin adenine dinucleotide binding. The record is from RefSeq and is a predicted model, not a curated record. The transcript has 6 exons.
AUGCAAAAGAUCAAGAACAUCGAUCUUGCUGUAUUGGAAAAGAAUGACGAUAUCGGGGGCACCUGGUAUGAAAAUAGGUAUCCAGGCUGCGCAUGUGACAUCCCAUCUCACACCUACCAAGCUACUUUCGAACCGAACCUUGAAUGGUCACAUUUCUACGCUAGCGCAAAGGAGAUCCACAAGUACUGGAAGGGAGUGGCCCAGAAAUAUGGUGCUACGGAAAAAAUAUACGUCAAGCACAAGGUUCUUGCGGCACACUGGAAUGAUGAGCUCGGUAGAUGGGAUAUAAAAGUCCAGGUGUCAGAUGGGUCUGUGUGGGACGACUGGUGCGAUGUUUUCAUUUCUUGUGCUGGAUCUCUGAACAAUUGGAAAUGGCCAAGUAUCCCUGGUCUACAUGAUUUCAAUGGAAAGCUCCUGCACACAGCUGCAUGGGAUGAAGAAUAUGAUUACAAGAACAAAAGAAUUGCUGUAAUUGGCAACGGAUCAAGUGGUAUCCAAGUGGUACCAGCAAUGCUUCCAGACGUCAGUCACAUUGAUCAUUAUGCUCGUGGCCGAACGUGGUUAUCCCCAACCUUUGCUCGCGAGAAGCUUAAUGAGAUAGGAGGAAGUAAUAAGGACAACAUCGCUUUCAGUGCCGAGAGAAUUGCAGAAUUCAAAUCUGACCGAGCAGUAUACCAUAAAUUUAGGAAGGACAUCGAGCAUGAUCUUCAGGAUGGAUUUUGGGUAACCAUAAAAGACACACCUGAACAGCUCGCAGGCUCAGAAUUUUUCAAAGAGAAUAUGAGGCGUCGCCUAGCCAAGAAACCCGAACUGUUAGAUCAAAUGCUUCCAGAUUUCCCUCCAGGUUGCCGUCGCCUGACGCCUGGUCCGGGUUACCUCGAGGCCCUCACAGACGAAAGGGUGGACGUGAUCAAGACCGAGAUCAGUAGCAUUGAUUCAACCGGUAUAACUACAGCAGAUGGCGUGCACCGAGAAGUCGAGGUUAUUGUCUGUGCGACUGGGUUUGACACUACCUAUUUACCCCGUUUCCCUAUGACAGGUCGCAAAGGCAUCUCUCUAGCCGAGAGGUGGAAAGAUAUCCCAGAGACAUACAUUUCUCUCGCCACAAAUGAAUUCCCCAACUAUUUCAUCUGCCUUGGUCCCAAUGCCGCUCUCGGACACGGAAGUUUGACUCUAUUAAUCGAGAAGGAGAUUGACUACAUCACCCAGUGCGUCGCCAAAAUUCAACGCGAUAACAUUCGCUCAAUGGCACCUCGCAAGGAAGCUGUGGAGCGAUUUACUAAGCACUGCGAGCAACAUUUCAGCAAGACCGUAUUCAGUGAAAAGUGCCGGAGUUGGUACAAGGGUGGUAAAGAAGAUGGAAGAGUCAUCGCAGUCUGGCCUGGAUCUUCCCUCCACGCUCUGAAAACAUUCAGCAACCCCCGUUGGGAAGACUUUGAAUAUGAAUACAUCAACGAUAACCCCAACGGCUGGAUUGGCGACGGUUGGACAGCUGCCGAGAAAUUACGAUCAUUUGAUGUUAAUUAUCUAGAUGAUGAUCAGAUUGAUUUCCCGACUCCGGUUGAGAUUAAGGCCGAGGAGAAGAAAGAAGAACCGCAUGUUCAGGAGACUGCUAGCGUGGAAGAGUCAAAGAAGUCGGGUACAGUGCAUGUGGAGACCGUGACUGUAGCAGCCGCUUAG